This is a messenger RNA of Pseudoliparis swirei, 3037 nucleotides long. Its product is annotated as calcitonin gene-related peptide type 1 receptor-like. The transcript is spliced from 13 exons. Gene Ontology annotation, molecular function: calcitonin gene-related peptide receptor activity; adrenomedullin receptor activity; calcitonin receptor activity. Gene Ontology annotation, cellular component: plasma membrane. The coding region runs from base 135 to 1526 and encodes 463 amino acids. NCBI's taxonomy places the organism in Eukaryota, Metazoa, Chordata, Actinopteri, Perciformes, Liparidae. Gene Ontology annotation, biological process: angiogenesis; cell surface receptor signaling pathway; adenylate cyclase-activating G protein-coupled receptor signaling pathway. The record is from RefSeq and is a predicted model, not a curated record.
CUCCAGAAGGAAUCUCUAAAGCAGAUGUUUUUUAUCUUCUCGGACUGAAGGAAUAAUCUUCGAGGCGAACACCGUGUUAUUAUUAUUAUAUUCUUCUGCUCCUGUGAAGGUACAAACGUUCCCCAGAAGACCAGAUGGCUCGACACGGCUUCCCCUACGUGCUGGUCCUGUGCGCCCUCACGAAGCUGCUGCUGGCGGCGAGCCACGAAGACGAGUACCAGGACCACCUGAACCACCGCGGCGAAUACGAGUCCACGAGGAAGGAAAUCGCCACGGCCCAGUACGAAUGCUUCCAGAGGAUUCUGAAAGAGUCGCAGAGCAAAACGAAAACAACCGGCCCGGUGUGCAACGCCACGUGGGACGGGUGGCUGUGCUGGGAGGAGACGGACGCCGGACACACGGAGCAGAGCUGUCCGGACUACUUCAAAGAUUUUGAUCCUCAUGCGAUGGCGUCCAAAGUGUGCUCCGAGACCGGCGAGUGGGGGCGCCACCCCGAGAGCAACAGGACGUGGACCAACUUCACCAACUGCCGCGCCAACACCAUCCAUCACGGCAAAGCGGCGAUGACUCACUUCUACCUGGUCAUAAUCGGCCACGGCCUGUCGCUGGUGUCGCUGCUCAUAUCUUUAGGGAUAUUCUAUCAUUUUAAGAGCCUGAGCUGUCAGAGGAUAACGCUCCACAAGAACCUCUUCCUCUCGUUCGCGCUGAACUCCGUCACCACCGUCGUCUGGCUCACGACGGUGGUGAAGAAAGAGGGGCACACGUACAACGACUCCGCCAGCUGCAAGCUGCUCAUGUUCAUCCACCUGUACCUGUUGAGCUGCAACUACUUCUGGAUGCUGUGCGAGGGCAUCUACCUGCACACUCUCAUCGUGGUGGCGGUGUUUGCGGAAAAACAGAAUCUCAUCUGGUAUUACCUGCUGGGCUGGGGUUUCCCACUCGUGCCGGCGGUGAUACAUUCAUUCGCCCGCCACUGCUACUACAACGACAAAUGUUGGGUCAGCUCAGACACGUCCUUGCUGUACAUCAUCCACGGACCCAUCUGCGCCGCGUUGGUGAUGAAUCUCUUCUUCCUGCUGAACAUCGUCCGCAUCCUCAUCACCAAGCUGAGGGUGACGCACCAGGCCGAGUCCAGCCUCUACAUGAGGGCCGUGAGGGCCACCCUCAUCCUCAUCCCCCUGCUGGGCAUCCAGUUCGUCCUGCUCCCCUACAAGCCCCAGGACCACUGGGUCUUUGAGAUCUACCUGUACGUCAUGGAGAUCCUCAUGCACUACCAGGGUCUCUUGGUUUCUACGAUAUAUUGCUUCUUCAACGGGGAAGUCCAGAGCGUGAUGCGGAGACACUGGAACCAGCAGCGCAUGCAGUUCACCGGCACGUUCGCCAACGCCGACUUCUUCCGCUCGGCCUCCUACGUGGCGUCGUCGCUCACGGAAGUCCACCGCUGCUACAGCAUCGAGAGCCACACCGAGCACAUGAACGGCAAGAGCUACUCGGACAUCUUCAGGUCGGACAGCCCGUUCGUGUGAAGCUCUCGGGCAUCACGGCCGUCUCCGACUUUCUUCUGGGGAGUUUUACUGCUGCAAACGUUUCACUUUCACACAAACUCACACAUCUCUGGACUUUUUCUCACGAGUGUUAUUACCGCGACAGAAGGAGCUUGAGACCAAGGACACGGUUUCUCCAUCAUCAUUUAUGAAAAGCAUGAAAAGGAUACGAAGAAGACACGAAGAAGACACGAAGAAGACACGAAGAAGACAUGAAGAAGACCCUGUGUUUCCGUGUCAACACAAGGAAUAAAAGAUUUUUAAUAAACGUGGAGAGCCCUCGAGAACAAGAAGCGGGAGAGAAGGGUUUUCUUUCUUGGCAUUUUGAGAAUAUUGAUGCAAUUUAGGAAUGAUUAGUUAUUGAUUGAGUGUUGUGUGGAAAGGAUGCGCACAAAUAGCAGAUAGCUUGCUUCGCUAAAACCUCAUUCCUGCUUUGACCUAAAGGCGUGCGACCAUCGUCUGAGGAGAGUUUGUAUAUUUAAGUCUGAUUUUCUUUCGCUAAGUUCAAAACAAUGUGUCUCAUCCCGGCGUAGCUACAGUCAAAAGCUCAGUUUUCUUUCUUUCUUCAUAACUGAUUUUUCCUAAAUGCUGUGGAGAUGAUUGCGACAUCAUCAAAAGUGGAAUUACGACCGAUAAGUGCAUGUUUUUGUACGUAUAUUCGGGUAUGGAUGGGAUAUAUUUCAAGGCAUGGAAAGAUGAAGCCUCUUGUGUACUUUGUAUAUUUUUCCAGUCAGCAUCAUUGUAUAUUACUUUUGUAAUUGUUUUAAUACUUCUAGUUAGUUAAGGGUUUAAAGUUGUUGAAGGUUAACUGUGGUGGCUGGGGUGGGAUUAGGCUCAGCUGUGGAGGGGUGUGGGGGAGGGGCCUAAUUGGCCUCAGCUGUAGGGAAUCAGGGUGAUUGUCUCUCUCCUAUAUCAGCUGCAAGGGAAAGAAACAAUCUCCCUCCACAGCUGAGCCUAAUCACGCCCCAGCCACCACAUUAACGUUGUAGGUUGAAUAAAUUCAGCAGGAACUGGCUUGUGUUGGUUCACUGGUGAGAUGAAGUAAAAAGUGAAGAGCUGCUGGUUUCAGCCUUCACACUGGAAAUAGAUUUAUUAAUUAUGACUUAGAUGAGAAGAAUACAACCUUAAAUUAGCUUAGCUUAGCAUAACGACUGGAAAUGGGGGGAAACUGCUAGCGUUAUCUUCAAAAAUGUCACUCUCCCUUUUUAAAUGCUCAGCGCUGAACUCUUGAAAAUUUGCUAAAACUAUUUCUUUCUCUUUUGGAAUCACAGAAUAUUUCUGAUGUUCAUAAUACUGUAUGUGUACUAUAAUAAUUAACAUAAACACAUGAUUUCUACAGCAGAUGUUUUGUGUUGGAAGAAAGAAAUAUAGAUUUUUUGUAUUCACAGUCUGAAUCUCUUGUUUUUCUUAUUUGUUCCCAUAGUUUUGUCAACAAAUGCUUGUUUACACUGAAAUACAAAUGUUGUAAAUAAAGGCAAGCUGUUUUAAACUGA